Venustampulla echinocandica is the source of this 864-nucleotide messenger RNA. RefSeq names its product Peptidyl-prolyl cis-trans isomerase. Bases 1 to 864 code for a protein of 287 amino acids. Gene Ontology annotation, molecular function: peptidyl-prolyl cis-trans isomerase activity. NCBI's taxonomy places the organism in Eukaryota, Fungi, Ascomycota, Leotiomycetes, Helotiales, Pleuroascaceae. The record is from RefSeq and is a predicted model, not a curated record. The transcript is spliced from 4 exons. Gene Ontology annotation, biological process: protein peptidyl-prolyl isomerization; protein folding. Gene Ontology annotation, cellular component: endoplasmic reticulum; fungal-type vacuole.
AUGUUUACCCUCCACCGCUUUGUACUCUCUGUACUACUGAUUCUCACCGUCACCUUCGUCUUCUUCGUCCAGACAGCCGAAGCCGUGAAGGGCCCCAAGAUUACCCAUAAGGUCUACUUCGAUAUCAGCCAUGGAGAUGAACCAUUGGGACGCAUUGUGAUGGGUCUCUACGGCAAGACUGUUCCGAAGACCGCUGAGAACUUCCGAGCCUUAGCGACCGGCGAGAAGGGAUUUGGAUAUGAGGGGUCCGUCUUCCACCGUGUUAUUCCCAACUUCAUGAUCCAGGGUGGAGACUUUACUCAGGGCAACGGCAGGGGCGGAAAGUCAAUCUACGGCGACAAGUUCCCUGAUGAGAACUUCAAGCUGAAGCACUCUAAGAAAGGUCAGCUGAGCAUGGCCAACGCUGGAAAAGAUACAAACGGUUCCCAAUUUUUCAUUACCACAUCCACCCCAGGAUACCUGGACGGAAAGCACGUUGUUUUCGGCGAGGUCCUCGAGGGCUAUGAGAUCGCCGAGAAGAUGGAGAGCGUCCCAAGAGACUCUGGAGACAAGCCCAACAAGGCAUUGAAAAUCACCAAGAGCGGGGAACUUGAAGUACCAGAAGAAGAUGAGUACGGUCGCGCCGAAUUCCAACCCGGCAAGGGGGAGGUUAGUGAAAAGCCAUUGAAAUCAUCCCCUACUGGGCCUGCUACCAUAUCACCUACGCCGGUCGUCAAUGCACCCAUUACUGAUGACGCGUCUGCUCAGGGCUUCAGCAUUUUACAAAAGGGUUUAUUCUUGGCGGUCAUCUUGGGUUGCGUUGCGGGAUACUUGCGCAUGGGCAACAAAAAGAAGAGCCGAUACAGUGAAAAAAGCAUGGCCUGA